AUGGACGCUAACGCAGUUGGAGACCUGUACGCCAAACGUGAUGAGAACGAAAUGUUCUGGGUUGCUCGUCAGCCCCACCUGAAGAAUCUCGGCUACGAUCUCCGUCCGCGGUAUCAGCCGGACUGGCAACCGUCUUGGAAGGGCCACCCAGAAGGUUGUUUAGAUGCUGAAGAUGGCGUCCCUCUCACAUGCAGAUUCAAUGUGAUCGACGCCGUCCGACUGAGCGACCGGUCACCCGUGUUCAUCAAGGUGGUGCGAAAGAACUCCGAGGAGGUGCGCAUAGCAACGUACCUUCGCUCAGGGGAGCUGCACAAGGAUCCUCGCAACUGCUGUGUGCCCAUCUUGGACGUGCUUCAUCUUCCGGGUGAUGAAGACUCCUCGUUCAUCGUCAUGCCUUUCCUCCGGUAUAUCGACUCACCCGCCUUCGAACUCGUGGGUGACGUCCUCCAGUGCGUCGGGAAACUCCUCGAGGGGCUGAUGUUUCUGCACGAACACAACGUAGCGCACCGCGACUGCGCGUCCAAGAACGUCAUGAUGGAUGCGAGCGCCAUGUACCCAGAAGGUCAUCAUCCUAUCCUGAACGAAGACCUGCCCGAUUGCUCCAGUAUCGCCCCCGUGCUGCCUCGCGCGGGCGCAGGUGUGAAGUACUACUUCACCGAUUUCGGGAUAUCCACCCAGUUCGCCGCCGCCGACGAAACCAAGCUGGUCCUCGGCAGCAAAGGCCUCGACAAGUCGCCCCCGGAGCUCUCCGACACCGUCCCGUACAACGCGUUCAGGUUGGACGUCUACAUCCUCGGCAACCUCUUCCGCGAGAAAUUCACCCAGAAAUACCGAAACCUGGGCAUGGUAGAGCCACUCAUCAAGAAAAUGACGGCGCAUGACCCCGCACAACGUCCCACUGCCAAAGAGGCCCUUCGCGAGUGGCAGGUGGUGCAAGAGAAAACCAAUAUGCUUACUUCCGGCUGGCGCUUGCAGCCGGUGGACGAAGGCACCAUCGUUGGAGCAGUUCGUGAUACUCUCCAUCCUGUGAGUGCCGAUCGUUGCUUUCACAACAAUUAUAGCUGA
Messenger RNA from Trametes versicolor FP-101664 SS1, 1065 nucleotides. RefSeq lists its product as uncharacterized. NCBI's taxonomy places the organism in Eukaryota, Fungi, Basidiomycota, Agaricomycetes, Polyporales, Polyporaceae. The transcript is spliced from 5 exons. The record is from RefSeq and is a predicted model, not a curated record. Bases 1 to 1065 code for a protein of 354 amino acids. Gene Ontology annotation, biological process: protein phosphorylation. Gene Ontology annotation, molecular function: protein kinase activity; ATP binding.